Molecule: messenger RNA, 8123 nt
Organism: Bemisia tabaci
Lineage: Eukaryota; Metazoa; Arthropoda; Insecta; Hemiptera; Aleyrodidae
Source: RefSeq, a predicted model, not a curated record
CGAGUUUCGACAUGUUUCGACGAGCAUCCCGUCCCGGGUUGUUAUGUUGUUGAGUUGUUGAGAAAUCAUCCAAAUCUGUCUCGAAUUCUGGCUUCCGCUCACGUACUAUACCUCAGCGUAUUGAUCCGUCGCUAUAUUUUUGUUUUAUUAUAGUAAUAAUUCAUAUGAGUGUGCCGAAAACAUAUUCUCUCGUGCUGAAGCUGAUUCCUAUCGUCACUCAGCUGCAGCAUUCAUGACUGUGGAGUCAUGUCAUUCACUUCUCCUACUAUCCAGGAUGUGAAAGUAACUGUUGGAGUAUGGAGUAACUGAAUAGAAUUGACGAAAUGGCUGUAAAUGUCUGUACAAAAUUGACAGAAGAGCGAAGCGAAAAUGUAUGUCUCCUCUGUAAUAGCUUUGUCAUUGAUGAACAAAAGUAUGGUUGCAUGUACCAAUCGGAAAAUGUCAUCGUCCACCAUUAUUGUGUUCUUCUUUCGUCUCGAAUGGUUCAAAACGGCCAGGAUGAAGAAGGAAUACUGGGCUUCUUGGUGCCGGAUAUUCUAGAGGAGAAGAAGCGGGCCCAAAAAACUUUUUGCGAUUUUUGCCAACUCCCUGGUGCUACCGUUUAUUGUGCAAGUAGGAGGUGUAAACUAAAAUUCCAUGUGCCUUGUGGAGUGCGGAAUGACUGCUUAAAUCAAUUUUUUGGUGCCUUUAGAUCUUACUGUGUUAAACAUCGACCUGAGCAAAAAAUCCCACCUCACAUAAUUCAAGAAGCAAAGAAAUCUAAACCAACCUGUACUAUUUGUUUCGAGGAUGUCGUUGCAAAAGCCUGUCCAAACACUCUGUGGGCACCAUGCUGUAGCAAAAACGCAUGGUUUCAUAGAACAUGUAUUCAAAGUCUUGCCAUCAGUGCUGGAUAUUUCUUUAAAUGUCCACUGUGCAAUGAUAAAGAGAAAUUUCAGAAAGCUAUGUUCAACUUUGGAAUAUACGUCCCACAACAGGAUGCCUCGUGGGAAACAGCACCCAACGCAUUUCAUGAGCUUCUGGAAAGACACAGCACUUGUGAUAUCCCAGCCUGUAAGUGUCCAAAGAAUAGAAGGUUUAAUGCACCAGGAACUAUUUGGGAGUUGAUUCUCUGCUCAAUCUGUGCAUCUCAAGGUAUUCAUAUCGGUUGUGGGUUAAAAUUUACUACAACUGAUUGGGAGUGUCCAGAAUGUUGUAAAACAAUAAAAAAAGCCAAAACCUCCAAGCAAAUCAGUGCCACAGAUAGUGAUGAUAGUUCUUCUGAUGAAAGCAACAGUGUCUCAAAAAAAUCCAGAUCCAGAAUAAAAAACAAGAAAAUCAGGAGGAAAAAACACAAAAAAGUUUCAAACCCAUCCAUUGCUGUUGGAGAUUCUUCUCGGCCGCUGUCCAAUAGCAGCUCAAAUAGCAAUACUAAUGUACCUGAUGAAAAUGCCGAUAUAAUCAUAAUCAGUAGUGACGAUGAUUUAAUUGAGAUAAUGGACAGCCCAAAACCUAACUCAUCAUUUAUCCCCAAAGGAGAUGCAGAUGAAGACUCUUCUAGUGAUAUUGAUGUUUUAUCCACUGUCAUAACUGCCUCCUCAGCUUCAAAACACUUUGAAGCCAAGCAGCCAAGUGAAGGACCUACCGCUUUCAUUCGAAUUCACAACCCUUCAGGCGGUGUAACCACAGUCCCUGCUGCCUCAUUUAAGAAUUCAGUCGUUGAAAUGAGCUCUACUCAGUCGCUGUCCUCUUCCGAGUCAAGGUCUGAUGGAAUUUUCAUCUUAGAUGGUAGUUCUGAUGCCAAUCAGAAUCAUCUUAAAAUGCAAAAUUCAAACAGACAAAGUGAUAGAAUUUUUUCCAGUAGUGAGAGGAAUUUGAAUGCUCAUGGAUCUGCUUCAAAUGGAAACAAUCAGAAUCAAGUGACUGGGUCUCACAAUCACGAACUGUCCUCAGACGUCUCAUGCUCAACAACAGCUUCCAGACACUUCAACUCUGCCACUAUUGAAUCAACAUGCGAGCUACGACGACCUCCCGACAGUCUCACCGACCUACCCUCUACAAGUGAUGAGAUUUUCCUCCGACGAUAUAGUCAUCUUGGAUUAAAAUCAGCACAUGUUGUGAUACGACCUCUAAAAUUCCGUCAAAUUGGAAAGAACCGAUUUUUGACCAUAAUACCAUCCCAAAGUAAGAAAAGAGGAAGGAAACGAACCAAACUCCAAUUACAGAUCCAUGAUAAUCAAAUCGUAGCCAAAAAUUAUGCAAGUUUAUCCUACGAUUCGAAGAGGAGACUUAGAAAAUGUCGUCAACCCUUAAAAGAACUGCUUCAGGAUCUUUGUAAUGUUCAAACAGAUCAUCAUAUCUCAUCCAGGAGACGUUCCUCAAACCAGGCAUCAACUCAAAACAAUAUUGGCAGAUCAUCCUCAGCAGUCAAAACCAAACCACAGAACAAUACUGUAUCCACUGAAAGUAUGUCUUCCAGUCAAAAGACUAAAAUUUCUGCCUCUAAUUCAACACCCAGGACAAAAGAUAAAACUGUAAAAUCCAAUGUCACCUCUAUUAAAACAGAUGCCAAAAAGUUCAAGGAAACAUCAUCAGACCUAAGUCAACGGUCGACUCCAAAGCUCGAGAUAAGCAAGGCCUCUGGAGAACCAUGUAAAAUCUCAGGAAUAGAGCGUUACUUCAAACGCUCUCAAGCUGGCCCCUCAAAUGACAAAAAAUUAGCUCCCAUCAUGAAUGAUGACCAGCUCAAUCGUACCGACAAUGACAAGGAAUCAUUGAAAUCCUUUAAUUUUCCUCAGGAAUGCAAAUCAAAUUCAACAGAUGUUCCCAAGCCAAGAUCAACUCAAACCCCCAAUGAAAAACAACAAAUUCCUUCUUGUGAUUCUUUGAAUGUUUGUCAGACUGACAGGAACUCUAAGAGCCAUAAAAAAUCAAACGGAACAGUAAAAAAAACUGCUGAAAUCCGUUUCGCAGAAGAUUCAUCUACCAGUUGUGAGUCAUGGCUUGGCUCAGCACUUGCUGAUCUUAAUCCUCUUACAACUCCUAAAAAAUUUGAAUUGAAGAGAAGUAAUAAUGCCAAGUCAGAUACCACUGUCAUAGGUCAAUACUUUUCAGCUUCUGAAAGCAAGCCAGAUGAAAAAUCGUCAUUCAAAACUUUGGUAUCAGAAAAUAAAGCAAAUGAUACCAACCCUCCCAAAAUCAGGACAGUAGAUUGUAACAAAUCGAGCAAUUCCUCUUCAGAUCAGAAAAAAACAUCCCUCCAAACAAUGGUCAAAAUGAUCGAUACUAAGCCUGGAACCACCUCUGAACCCAGAUCUAGAGGAAGACUAGUGCCAAUAUCAUUAUUUGAUCCUCCGGAAGUAUUAGAAAGCAAAAGAGCAGAAAGGAUUCUGAAACUAAGCUUAGCCUCUACCUCUGGCUCUGACAUCGGAGAAACCUCAUCGGCCCAGCUAACAGACAUCAAACAGGAACCCGGUAAACCAGCAAUGAGUCAUCCUCCAAGAAAAUCAAGAGUGAGCUCUAAAAAUUCGAAGUCGUCGACAUCACUUUCCCAGAAAUCACAGGAUUCAGAUAGCUCAGAUACCGUAUUCAAAGGCAAACGAAGCAGGCAUACAGGAAUGGUUUCCACAAGACCAAAAGUUUUGCACGAAGUUACAGCCCAGACUGAUAAUGAAUGUGAGAAAGUACAUCAUAAUUCUGAGGCGAAUGAAAGUAAUCUCAAACGAGAAAAUUCGAAGUCAUCGAGAUCACUUUCUCAGAAAUCACAGGAUUUGGAUAGCUCAGAUACUGUAUUCAAAGACAAACGAAGCAGGCAUAAGGGAAUGGUUUCCACAAGACCAAAACUUUUGCAUGAAGUUACAGCCCAGACUGAUAAUGAAUGUGUGAAAGUACAUCAUAAUUCUAAGGCGAAUGAAAGUAAUCUCAAACGAGAAAAUUCGGAUAAUAAUUGCCCCUCAAGUUCUAAAAAAAUAAAAUGUGAAAAGAGUUCUUCCACAAUUCAACAACCUCGAACAAGUUCAAAAAAAGAUCCAUCAGUGCCACUCUUUGAUUUUGAAGUGACAUCUCCGCCUAAGCCUAAAAAAACCAAACAGAACUUUAGAAUUGGUGAUAUUAGUCCAAAAAAUAAAUCCCUGUCCAAAAAUACGUCGCCAGAAAAGCCAAGCAGUUUUAUUCCCAAGCUCUUGAACAAUAACAAAGACCCUCUUUCGAAUACAAGCUCUGAACACACGGAGGCGCCAAAAGAUUUCCCUAAAAUUAGAUCCUUCAGGUCUGAUAAGAAUUCACAAGCAAAGAAUGACUCAAAAGAUUUUGAUAAGAUUUCGAAUAGAAAAUCGAGUGAUAGUAAUGUGAUUGCAGCAAAGACCAGUCCACCAAUAAAUCAGUUUUUUCGGGUUUUUGAAAAAUUUAAUGGUUCAUCCAUUGAAAAAAAUACUAGGCUAAUAACUGAAGAAAGAUUGACCCCUGCAGCCUACCCAGGGGACAAAGGCAAAGGAUCCUCAAAGAAAGAAACCAUGUCAAAAUGGAGGAGCUCGAGUGUCACAAAGGCUCUCGAGAAAUCAAUGAAUGAGACAAAAGAAAAUAUUUCCACAACCAAACCGAUUUGCAGGAGCCAAGAUAAGCACCAUCAAACAAGAAUCACUGAUUUUUGUUCGAUGAGUAACAAUCUAGGUUCAGUCUUACCUCAGCGAAAGUUAUCUGAAGUUUUAAGGCCUAAUUACAAUUGAUGAACUAUAUUGGAUCAAAUGUAUUACCUAGAAAUCGACUCAAUUUGAAAGAUAUAUCAAUGAUUCAUAAAUAAGUUUACGUGCAUUUGAACUAAACCUAACUUGAGGUAAUUUGAUUGAAUUGAAAUGCCAUAGCGGAAGUUCCAGUUGUCAAUUAUAUUGAGCUCUUUUUUUUGUUCUCCUGUCUCAGUUUUCGAUCCUCCUUUUUCUCAGGCAACAUGAAGUAAGGGGGCUUUGCAAGUAUUAUGUAAGCAAUUUUGCCGGACUUUUUGAUCCCCCAUAAGACACCUGUUAGAGAACCACCCCCACUUGUGCAUUAUGUACGACAGGCCUGAUCCUAAACUUAGGAAGCUCGAAAAAUAGCUGAAAAAUUUAUUUUGAUCAAAAAAUAUUAUUUUUUCUUUUGACUGGGAGGCUUGCAUCAGAAUGGGCUUGGCACCACCCCCCCCCCCUUACUUAUCCCUAAAAGACCUCCUAAAGCAAGCUCAGACAACUGCUCUCCCCUUAAGUAGCCCUCAUAAUACUUAAUUGGUCCAUAAACUGUGGUAAAUGAAAAAUUAUAUCAUUUCGAUCAUUGCUCAAUUGCAGUUAAUUGCUGUAAAAUUUGUACCUUUCAUUUUACAAUUAGCACUGUUUAUGUUUUGGAAGUGUUAAUUUUAAUUUUCGUACUUUUAAGAUAUCUUUGAAGUCUUUUUGACACGCUAUGAAUAAAUCGCUGAAAAAAGUUACUCAUUUACUUAGGUUUUAAUAUCUUUUUUGGUCACUCAUUGUGAAUAAUUUUAAUACAUGAAUACCUUGAGUGCAGCAGUAAUGAUGGAACCUUCUGUAAAGGGUCAAGACACUGUUUCACUCUCCGUUUAAGGAAGCUCGGAUCUAAAAUUCCAAAUUUCUUACUGCUAACUCUUAUGAAUUGUAAAGUUUUUAUUGAAAAUGUUUUGUUCAAAAUUACUUUAAUGGUUCCCAUCAUUUUUGUCACAACUGGUCACAGAAUUAUUUUUUAUAUUUAAAGAAGAAUUAAAUGAUUUGAAUCAUUGCGUGAUUUUUGCGUAUUUGAAAGAAUUCAUCUUCGCUCUAUCUUAUUUUCAGCAAGAGGUUUUUGGGGCCUCAAAAACUGGGUGAAGUAAUUUUGAGAAAAUCUUGGUUUGUCCCUGGGGAAAAGCAUUUUCAUUCUUGGAAGUUUAUUAUCAGUAACAUUCUCCCCCAAUUAGGGUCUUUUUCACCAAAUAAUGGUACUUGUUGGUGAAACAUUCGUUCCAUCACCUUGAGUGAGUCUGAAGAGAAAUUUUUAAAGUGAGGAUAAUACAUAAAUACUAUGAAACCUGCAAGUUUUAGCCAGGAAUUUGCACUGGGCAGAGGCAACAUGAUUAAUUUUUUGAUCUGAGAAAAUUGUCUGUUUAUUAAUUAUGUUAAGUUCUACAAAUGCAGCUCUUAGGAAUGUGAUAAGAUAGCAUGACAAAGUAAAAUAUAUUGAGAAGAAGAAGAGGAAAAAAUCCAACAGAAAAUAUGAUAGAUUAUAUUAGGGUAUCUUAAUCUCAUGUUAAAAUUUGACGUUUUAAAUUUUGAGCCAAUUUUCUUUGACCAUUUACUCAAAAUAUUCUAACAGUAAGCAAGGUGGAACCCUGGGGCUACGCUUAUUUCAACAAAUUUGACCGAUAAAUUCCACAAUGAACAUAGGAUCCCAUCACAAUGUUCCAAUCCAUGUAAAAACUAACUUGGAACACUUCAGCAUUUUAUUCACAUUCAGAGGAUUCAACAGACCUUCAUGCUAUUAGAGGCUUUACUCGAAAAAUUCCUAUUUUUAUUCUAAAAUCUGUAUUUAAGGACCACCAAUAGAUGAUCUACUCAAAUAUCUCAUUUUAAUGUAAGCACCUUUUCAGCAUUUUUUAGCACCCUGUUCGAAAAUGCCGAGGAUUUGUCUUAUCAUGUCCGGAAAUUUUUGUCAACUCAUCAUGUUCCUCCUCAAAAAUCUUUGAUUUUACAGGAAACUGGCCCAUGAUCGCUUAGAACUAAGGUCAAUUUUUAUUCAAUAGCCAUAAAUACUUUACCUGGCAAAAGACACGUCUAAGCAUUUCUCCCUCUCUUCCUGAGAACAAUGUUUCUUCCAUCCUACGACCAAAUCUGCUAUGAUGCCCAAUAUUUAUCUUAUCUGUUUUUUUUUUUUUUUGCUAUCCAAAAGGUAUAUUUUUCUUCGAAGUCCACAUUAGGCUAUUUUAUGUUCUAUUCGCUGCUGAAUCCGAAAAUGACUUCAAUUUCUUUCGAAUGGGUUUUUCGAAGAAAAACUCUGCAAGAGGUGGAAGGUCCACCGGAACUUCUUUAUGUCGACUAAAUACAUAAUCAUUCUGUAUUUCGAUUUACAAAAAUUCAAGCACCUUAAGUCUUGGGUGGUUUUUUACCAAAAAUAUGCGCUCAUUCUUUAAAAGGGAAAUUCUAAGGGAUCCGAUUUGUUGUCCAUACAUUUCUUGCUUCAAUUUUGGUACUUUCUCUCUCCUGCAGCUUCUUCUGGCGGACUCAAUUUCAUUAGGACAGGAAAAUGAAAUGGGAUAAUAGAGAAAUGAUACGAUUUUUUAGGCUCAGUCAUCGCUGUGAAAAGUACGUGGAUUCAAAGGGAAGGGCAUCAAUGUAUGUUUGCAGAAUUGCAAGAACGUUUCUUGCAUGUUAACUUGCAAAAAACACGAAUAUCCUGUAAUAACCUCUUUUUUCUCAAGUCAAAUAGAAAUGUUCAGAAAUUGUCAUGCCAAAUUGAGGCUAGGCCAAUUUUUUGUUUUUUUUAAAAAAAAAGUCAAUCACAGCAAUGUGUAUGAAGACUCUCAGGAAGAUUUCAGCUUUCUUUUUGUCGAAGAUUUUGUGAAAUAUAGUGAACAUAAGCUAGAGAGCCCAUACCACUAGAGCUCAAAAAAUACUUAUUUUCUAUGAUUUUGUUCCACAUUAGUAAAUUAUCAUCAAGUAUCAAGUGCCCUAUUUUCCUUUCUUUUGUCUUGUUCUUUGUCCGCAUAUAAGUAGGAGUUGAAUUUUCCUGAUUUUUACGCACGAAACAACCGUACCAACUGGGUGUGUCGGGAAAUUUUGGACGAAACAAAAAUUUUUAAAUAGUCUUUUUCUUCUGAUUAUUCUCCUUCGCUAUGUUACCAAUUUUUUAAAGAUAAUCUGUGAAUUAAGCCUUGAAUAGAUGGAUUAUAUUUUUCAGAAUGGCUCUCUUCUGAUCAUUUUUCUUUGCUUUGUGUCCAAGUUUUUGUUAAAAGAUAUUUUGUAAAUUCAGUCCUGAGGAGAAGGAAUGAAUUUUAUUUUAUUGUUCCUACUCCAUCAGCAGUUCAGAGGUUAUCUCCGUAAAACCACGAUAAUUAAAUCCCACUUGACUGUUACUUAUGCUGGUUGCACCUCACCCCAUUGGCUCUCCAAAUAAACAUGCUCUCUGAAUUGAAA